AUGAGACAAGAGAAGACCAUGCAAGACUUCUCCAUACCCUUGAAGCGGAGCGCGAGCAGCAAGGGCCGCAUGUGCCAUGAGCACUGCCGCAGCGGCAGUAUUGGCUCGGACACGUCCGUUUUGUCUUCCGAAGAGGCAGAUCCGAGUGGAGUGAUGCAGGACCUAGACGCUGCUGCUGCUGCUGUUGCAGUGGCUAGCACAUCCGACAGCAACAGCCUCGCCAACUGCAUCUACCUAGACAUGAAUGACAAGAAACUGCUCGCAAGCAAGCUUGGUGGCAUAUCCGAGACGUUCGACAACUCGGAGGAGGACCUCGACGGCGAUACUGGCACGAGCGCCUCGCGAACCGGAGGCCUUUCUUUUGAGCGCACAAUCACUGACUUGCCAUCGACUAUUUCUGCCAGCACCUGUGCGCCGCGCGAGAAGGCUGUUCCGCUCGAGGUGCGCCGCUUCCAGUGCACUAAGAGCAUCCUCGCCUUCAAGGAGGCGACGAAGAACGACGCGACACCGGUGCCCCCCAAGCUGGUCGACUUCAUUGUCUCCCUCACCACCUCCAAGAACGGUCUGUGCACUGAGAAAGAAAUGUGUGACUGGAUGGUGGCGCAGAUGUGUGACCGUCUCGAGACGGGGCAGAUGUGGGUGAUCUCCAAGACAUCAAACCUGCUCUUUUCGCUGCUCUGGCGCGGCUCGCACGUCUUCAUCGAAAGCGUCCACUCCAAUGGCAAGUCGCUGUUUCAGGUGUCGCACCUCGCUGACGUGAUUAAGCGCACCCCGCAGGAGAACAUUACUGGGGAGCGUCUGCCAUGCUCGUUGCAGUCUAUCAAGCAGUCUGUGGCAGGGCAGAGGUCGGCGUGCAGCCGGCCGAAGCCGAAUAACAUCGCCAACAGCAACGGGGCUCUGAAGCCAGCAACAGUCUGCUUCUUGGAGCAGUUGAAGCAGAAGGCAAUGCUCAAUAGCGUGGCGAACUUGGGGCCCCCGCCGGACAAUGAGCCCAUCCCGCUGCACAUCAACCCCACCUUCGACAUACCGGAAAGGGAGACGGGCUUCUUCAUAUCAAACACCGCCUAUAUGGAGUCGCUCUGCGAGUACCGCUUCCGCCACCCGACGCUGGACCUGGCUCACGGCGAGAUCUUGUGCGAUGCGGACCACUGCUAUGGCGACGGCUCCGCUGACUCGGCCUCUGGUGUCCCGACGCAUCGCACCCAUCCGGCGGUGUGGGAAGAGUUGCUCAACGACACGCUGGAGCUCAUCAAGGCGAUCGCCACAACCGAUCCGCAAAUCUCAAUUUGUCCGACUGGCAUGGCCCUGGCAACGACGCGGCUGCGCAAUGCAGUCCUGCUUUAUCAGGUGGCGUGCCGCUCCUUGGUGAGGUUGGUGCACUCCAUCUUCACGUCCCUUCGCAAGGUGGUGAGCCCGCAGCAGACGGGGUUGGCGGUGCCGUCAACGACGGAGCGCACUCGCGCUGAGCAGCACCCACAUUCCAUAUCAGGCGGGGACAAAGUCAAUGGCGGCUGCCCUGCAGCAGUGAAUUUCACGUUCUCCUCGGAAACCGCGCGUGGUUUCGUGAGCAUGCACUACAACGCCAUCUACCAGUUCAAUCGCACGGUCCGCAUGUUCAAGGCGUACUGUGAGGCGACCCAGCAUGUAUCUGCGGAGGUCGCGAAGAAGGCGGCAGACGCACUGAGGCUGGUACCAGAGGACGACUUUGCCGCCUUCCGUGAAGCGCUGAACCAGCUCCAGAGGAGCGAGUGUGGCAAGGUGAUAGACCAACUACACCUUGUUGCGCAGUCAUCAUCUCAGGAGACUAAUGACGGCAGCGUGCGUGCACCUUCCGUCCACUGCACAAGUACAGGGCGGGCAGUGGCGGACAGAAACUCAAUGUCUAACGUCGCGGUAGGUAGGGUAUCUUCGGCUUCGAGGACCCCCCUAUUGGAUAGCAGCGCGCUUUCCACCUCUCCCCUGAACGAGGAGGUGUGCGAGUCCCUAUUGACGCUGUACGAGUUCAACGUGGCCUACACGGAGGACAGGAAGCCCAUGUGGAUUCGGCAGGUGGAUGCGGUGUGCGCACUCUUUGAUGACAAGGAGUCCGCCAUUCUUCGCCAGAUCUUCAAAGAUGGGGUGGAUGAGCUCUGGGGCCAGUUGCACCAGUUCACUAACAACAGCAUGGCAGCGGCCGAGAGAGCGCUCAUGACGUCCAGCGAGUCACCGAUGCUGACGGCGAGGCGGAAAAGCAGCAGUGUUCCCUGCCUGCUCUCCUCAGACGGUGGUGGGCUUCAGUCGGAGGGCCGCCACGUUAGCUACGGUGAUAUGACGACCCGAAGCUCUACGUAUAUUCUUCGCUCGCUGCCACACGACGUGCAGAGCUCGCAGAUGGGCAGGUUGGGCUCUAGUGUCGGCAAGAGGGACAUCAUUUCUCUCAACAGCGGUAGCGAGAGCAACACCGCUGGCCUGACCGGCACUGAGAAGUCGACAGAGCGGUCGAUCGAGGAGCUCUUGGAAGAGGAUGAUGUGGUGGUGAUUUGUAACGAGGAGUGCUCGUGCAACGACACGCUAAAACUGAUUGACCGUUUUCAGGUCUUGAUGGAUGUUCCACUCGGCCAGGGCAGCUACGGAAAAGUGUUCCGCGCGUGGGACGAGGUGACCGGAUGCUACUUGGCUGCGAAGGAACUGUCGCUAGACUUGUCCAAGGACCACAACGUCGCGGUGCGCGAGGUGCUGCAGGAGUACACAGUGUUGACGGAGCUGUCGCACCCGAACAUUGUGCGUGUGGUUGCCUUCAUGGUGAUGAAGGAGUCGGCACGCAUCUACAUGGAGUGGAUACCGUCGGGCUCGCUACAAGACGUGCUGCGCCAUCACCCGCGCGGCGCACUGCGCGAGAACGUUGUGCGUCGCUACGCGCGCGAUGUGGUCACUGGUCUCACCUACCUGCACUCGCGCGGUAUCAUCCACCGCGACGUGAAACCGGCGAACAUGCUACUGAGCUCUGACGGUACGGUGAAGCUGACCGACUUCGGCACCAGCCUCGUUCUCAACGGCAACAACCGCACACUUGAAUCGAAUGCGAUCACCGGGACGGCGGCGUACAUGGCUCCCGAGUGCGUGCAGGGGACCUACUCUUCCGCGUCUGACAUCUGGUCAUUUGGCUGUUCGCUGGUGCAGCUCCUCACAGGCAACGCGCCGUGGUACAACGCCGAGGCCGGCUCCUCCCCGGAGCCCAUCGCGCUGCUCUUCAAAAUUGGCUGCCUGAACGAUACGACGCACCUCGAGCGACCGCACGAUGUGCUGAUGGAGGCCCCAGCAGCUACACCUACACCGAGUGAGGUUUCUGCCAGUCCUAGUGCUGCGACGGGCUCCAACAUCUCCAGCACGACUGCGACUGCUGCGCAACCGCUGGACACCAGCGAGGAGCUCAUCAACAUGCUCAACUCUAUCUUCAUCGCCGACCGCAAAAAGCGCCCGUCUGCGAGGGACCUUUUGCAUCACCCCUUUUUCAAGCUCCCGUAA
This is a messenger RNA of Leishmania braziliensis MHOM/BR/75/M2904, 3504 nucleotides long. Its product is annotated as putative protein kinase. Bases 1 to 3504 code for a protein of 1167 amino acids. The transcript has a single exon. The record is from RefSeq and is a predicted model, not a curated record. Gene Ontology annotation, molecular function: ATP binding; protein kinase activity. Lineage: Eukaryota; Euglenozoa; Kinetoplastea; Trypanosomatida; Trypanosomatidae. Gene Ontology annotation, biological process: protein phosphorylation.